AUGUUCAGUAAAGUAAAAGCAAUCAAGGAUAGAAAGGCCAAUGUUUGGUGCAGUGCACCCAUGGCACCCUCUAGUGGUUUCUCUCAGCCUCUUCAAUCUCAGGACCAAAUGUGUGGAGAGAAGAUGAAAAAGUCCACUUGUAAAGAAAGAUCUCUUCCACCUCCACCUUUAGUUUCAUCUCCCCAACAACAAGUUUGGAGUGGUAGUGCUGUUGCAACAGCAGGUGCUUCAACCACUUUGAAUCCAACUGUCAGUUUACCUUUGGACAAGUAUUUAGAGAUUUUGCAACAAUUUCAAAAUCAACAAAAGUUUUUAGAAGAACACUUUGAUGACUCUGUAAUAUCUGCUGAUGAUCAGCCCUAUAUUGUGAGAUCUAUGGAUAUUAAAGGUAGUGAAAAUAACGUCCAAAAAUCAGAUGAUUCAAUUCCUUUGGCACAACUGAUUGGAAAAGAUGAACCAGUGGUUCACAGUUGUAAAUUUGAGGUGACCUACAUGGUUGACAUUUUAGAAAAUGUAUCCAAAAAGCAGAAGGCCAUUUUGCAAAAGAAUAAUCUCUUGUUGAGCAAAAAGUUGUGGACUCAAUGUAUUCUCUUGUCCAAUGUUCAACGCAGAAUUGCCUUGAGAAACUGUGUUGUAAAGUUCUUGGGAAAUGAAAGCAACGAAAAUGAGAAGGUGAAUAGUCACAUCUCCAUUGAUGGAAAUGACAUUAUUCUUCUCACUGAUACUUCCGGACUCUACGAAGUCAAAUUGAGCGUUGAUGUCAAUUAUUCAAACAUUGAGAACCUUAAGAAUGAAACUUCUCCAAGACAAAUCUUCCUUAACCUUCCAAAUGCAGUGACCAGCAACUUUGAGUUUUUGAUCAUGACUGAGAAGUGUCAAGUGAAAAUUACCCCUGCACUCUAUUUUGAACAAUCCAACAUUUCUCUCAACGAUAAGACAAUCACAAGAAUAUUCACACAACUUCCUUCAUUAAGCUCAUUGAACAUUGAAUGGACUCCUGAGGUCACUAACAAGAUUGACAAGAUACUUCAAGAAUCAGCCUCUGAAGAGAAGGAAUCUGAGGAGGAGGUUAUGAAAGUAACCUUGCCAGUCUCCAUCAGCUCCACCCAAAACUCGAGCUGUCUCAUUGGAGAAGGUGUCAUUAAUACCAAGAGUAGAUUUGAGUACUCGAUUAUUAAUGGAAGUAUUACAUCUUUAGAGAUUGCCAUCAAUCCAUUUGGCCUUCCAUUCAGAAUAAUUUCUGUGAGUGGUUCCUCCAUUAAGGAAUGGAAUCUUGUGAGUGAGGAAAAUAGUGGAGAGGGUGUAAAAGAUGAGCAACUCGAAGACGCUCAAUCCUUUGUUAACGCAAGAAAGAAACUAGUUGUAACCUUUUCGAGAGAAAUCGAGCAUUCAUAUACUUUGGAAGUUCAUCAUGAGGCAGAUAUGGGCGGAACCAGUGCAUUAGUCAAGACACCGUCUCUCUCUACUUUGAAUACUGUGAGAGAGACAGGUACACUUGCAAUUAUUGCAAAGACUGUGAUUGAAAUUGUCGAAAAGUCCAGAAAAUACUUGAGAAAGAUUGACGUCUCCGAGUUGCCCCAUGUACACAAGCAGUCUGGUUUCCCUGUCCUGAUGGGUUAUAGAUUCCUCGAGAAUCAACACGAACUACAAUUAGACGUUAUUAGACAUGCAGACGUUCCUGUUCUUUCAACGAGUGUUGAAAAUUGUAGCUACAGCAUUACCUUAUCCAGCGACAAGUUGCUACACAAACUAAACAUGAACGUCUACAAUACCACCAAACAAUAUCUCAGAGUGACCUUACCAAAACAAUUGGCUGGUGCAGAAGUUUGGUCCACCACUGUGGAUGGAUCCACUGUUAAACCUGGUCAGGAAGUUCGUGGGGAUGUCAAAACAAUUCUAAUUCCACUCAACAAGAAACAAGCAACACUUGCCAUGAACAUUGAUUUUACCUUCACAGUUCCAUCCAAAACCAUGAGCUCCUCAGGAACGAUUGAGGUCUCUCUCGCCAAGAUUGACUGCCCUAUCAGCAAAUUGAAUUUAGCCGUAUUCUUGCCAAAAGGAUACAAGUAUGGAGAGUUUGAAGGAAAUAUUCAAGAAAUUAAGAAUUCUUUCCUCACCAACACCAUUUCUGACUCCGUGGUAGGCCUCAAACGAUUUACAAGGAAAAAAGAAAUGUCCAGUCAGAAAAUAGCACAACUAGAUGUUGAACCAUUAUUUGAAGAAAUGCAACAACAGGCCUUUAGUUUUGACAGUGGCGUGAAUCCAGUCAAUCUUUCCUCCUUAGAUACUACAAGUGGACAAAUCAAAUUCUCUUUCCAAAGAAUUCUCUUGUUAGAAAACGAAUCCAUUACAACUUCAGUCAAGUAUAAGGAAAUCACCAAAUAUUGGUUCCAAAGAAGAAACCUCACUGGAUUCAAACCAACCACCAUGAUUUUCAUCUCAUUGAUUAUUCUCUUUAUUGCCAUUGUUGUUUAUUACAAACUGAUGCGUACCAUUGUUAUUGAAGCUGCAGAUUCCUCUCAAAACUAA
Naegleria fowleri is the source of this 2529-nucleotide messenger RNA. RefSeq lists its product as uncharacterized. The transcript has a single exon. Bases 1 to 2529 code for a protein of 842 amino acids. NCBI's taxonomy places the organism in Eukaryota, Heterolobosea, Eutetramitea, Acrasida, Naegleriidae. The record is from RefSeq and is a predicted model, not a curated record.